Messenger RNA from Tuber aestivum (summer truffle), 2355 nucleotides. The record is from the annotation of a GenBank genome assembly. NCBI's taxonomy places the organism in Eukaryota, Fungi, Ascomycota, Pezizomycetes, Pezizales, Tuberaceae.
ACCGCCCAUUCAGCUCGCAAAUCUUUCCCCCCCAAGCUCAUUUAUUCCCCCCUUCCUCUCCUUCACAUCCGCACCACACUCGCUCCGACACAGACACACACAACAGACGGACACAACCUCGGGUGGGAAAACGUCAACAUGAAGAUCGCCAUUUCCUUCGCCAUCCUGGCGGCCGCCACGGUGCACGGCGCCGUCCACAAUUCGACCGUGUCCGCCACCUCCGCCGCCGACAAGUUCCCCGUCAUCGGGCAGAUGGGAUCCAGCAUUGAGGGCGCUUCCGUCAACCACAAGGGAGAGCUCUUCGCCGUGAACAAGACGCACUUCCUCUCCCUCAAGACCGGAACCAGCGACCCCAGGAAUCCCAGGCUCGUCGGUCCCGGCGACAAGACGAGCUACUUUGCCAGUUCACGCUUCACCCGCUCGCACCACGUCCUCAUCGGCGAUGCCCUCGGCCACUCCAUCUGGCAGCAGGACUACAACGGGACGGUGAAGCGACGAUGGCACGGGAGGUUCGCCAAGCGGGCCUACACCCCGUUCCUCAUCAACGACAAGCUCCUCCAGCCCAACGACUUCACCAUCAACCAAGCCGAGACGUACCUCUACAUGUCCGGAAUGAACUACACCGCCACCACGCAGGCGGGCGAGCACGGCGACGUCUGGUUCUACAACAUCAAGACCGGCACCCACAAGCAGGUGGCGAAGGAUGUCAUGAGGAACGCGGGCAUCCACCGUUGCAAUGGUAUCGACCUCUCCCCCGACGACAAGUACCUCUACGUCACCUCGGGCCAGAACUACAACGACACGGUCAUCAGCACCAAGAUCUACAGGUUCGAGAUCGACCCCGCCACCGGCGAACCCAGAAACCCCACCACCGUGGUGGACCUCUACCAGGUCCUCGCCAAUGCCGGUGUCAAGGCCAGGGAGAGGGGCAUGGACCCCGAUGGAAUGCGCAUGGACAUCGCGGGAAACCUCUUCAUCACCCUGAACGCCAUCCCCGGCGUCCUCCGGUGGAGCACCACGAUCCCCGGCAAUGCCACCUACAUCCCCCUCGAGACCGUGGACGCCCCGAGCAACCUGGAAUUCGGGGGUGAGGAUGGAAAGACUCUCUACAUCGUUGGGCGCUGCCAGGACCGCGAGAAGGCCUGCGUCGACGCCUACAAACACAACAUACCCGGCCGCGCCAUCACCAAUCUCCGAUUGUCCGGCCCUCCAGGAACCGGAAACAGCACUAGUAAGUCCCCUGCUUCUCAGACAAAAGCAAAUACUAAUCUACAGUCACUCCAGAUCCCGGAACCGAAUUCCCCACCAUGCCAAACCCACCCAACACCAACGGCAGCAGCAGUCCAUCCGACGCCGAUCAGGAAGAAAAGAGGAGGGAGCUUCUCGAGUGGAUCAAGGUUGUCGAAAAGUACAUUGCCAAGUGGCUCAAGGAUUACAACCCGUCCAAAAACUAGAUGAGACUAUCAUUUCACUGGCAUAAUUCCGCGUCCCUUCUAUUAUUUUUAUUUUUUUUAUCACUUGGGUGGAUUAUAUGAUUACCUGUAUUAGAAAAACGUCAUUAACGUACCUACUGAGCAUUGUUUUGUCUUUUGUCCCUUUUUUUUCCCUUUACAUACCUCUUCCUUUGUUUUUUUUUUUCUUCUUGUCCAUUUUGUUGGUCCCCUUUCUCCCUCCCCCUUCGCUUCCCAACACAGUAAUAUUACCGGGGGUGGGAACGAGCCAACCCCACCCCAGGUUAUUCAUGUCUACCCGCAUACAGUAUACAUCUCCAUCAGGAUGGAGCCACUGGAGGGGGGGGAAGAUUGGACCAAGACCUUUUUUUUCUUUUUUUCUUUUCUCUCGUCUCGUUUUUAUCCUAUACACUUGUAUUGUAGAAUUACGCAUCGGCAUGGCGUUCAUAAUAUUAUACAUUUCCCCUCUAACUUACAUUACCAUUCACCGUCCCUGCGGAAAAGUGGGCAGUGGAAUGUGUUCGGGGUCGGGUGGUUGAGGUGCGCUCAUUGGAUGUCGAGUUAGAUUGGCGUAUGUAGAUCCCCUACCCUUGUCGGUUUCGGAUGUCAACUCUGGCCCCACAGCUGUCGUUCCGCUUCCCUUGAGUGUGAAACGAAACGGGUCGAGACUUUCUUUCAACCUUUCAACCUUUCCGAUACGAUGUGUACCAACCAGCCAACCUCCCGGGAAAUAAUUAUGUUCAUGGGUGGAUGUAUAUGCGCGAGAGAAAGAAAAAAGCUUGUGAUAUCGGCCCUGUAACGGACUGCCAUACACACUUUUUACUUUACCUUGUUUUGUUUCUUUCUUCUACACCGCACGGUGACAACCUUGAGUUACUCGAAUCCCCCAAAUUACCCUACCGUU